CCUUUGGCACUACCUACCUUUGUGUAAGAAACUACCUUUUUUCACGCGUUUGUCGGCUCUGCAACUAACCGACCCGAAGCUCAAACGCCCAAAGGCCCAAUAUCAAAUUGCUGUCUCGUAGAACCGCAAAGUAACAAGCAAGGGCAUUUAUGCCAUUCAUACUCCUUCGUUCCCCUCAGGCUUCAGCUUAAUCCUAUCCUUUGUUCGCAGGUCGGUGCCACUUUCGUUCCCAAUCGUCUAAACCCUAACUAGAGAAUAAAAAUAAUCGAAGGCCUAAACUCUAAUAAUCGUCGAUUCAUUCCGUCAAAUGCUUGAUUAUCUGUAACAAAUUACAAUUUUUUUUUUAUCAAUGACGUCCUCGAAGAAAUACUACAAGGAAAAAAUCGCUCGUCGCAAAGAGGAAAAAGCGGAAGAACCAGAGCAGCCAAAGUACAGAGACAGAGCUAAGGAGAGAAGAGAGGAUCAAAAUCCAGAUUAUGAGCCAACUGAUUUAGGUUCUUUUCAUGCUGUUGCUCCUCCUGGAACCGUUGAUCUUCGGUCAGCCGAUGCUCACAAGAUAUCCAUCGAGAAGAGCAAGUACCUUGGAGGUGAUGUGGAACACACCCAUUUGGUCAAAGGGUUGGAUUAUGCUUUGCUUAACAAAGUGAGGAGCGAGAUUGAUAAGAAGCCUGAUGCUGGAGAAGAUGCUGAUGGAAAGUCGAGAAAAUCAAAGGAAGACCUGCAAUUAUCAUUUCGCACAGCCACUGCAAAGUCAGUGUAUCAAUGGAUAGUGAAGCCUCAAACUGUUAUGAAGACAAAUGAAAUGUUCCUACCAGGUCGGAUGGCAUUUAUUUUUAACAUGGAGGGUGGUUAUUUUAAUGACAUUCCAACUACCUUGCAUAGGAGUAAAGCUGACUGUCCUGUGCCAGAUGAAAUGGUUACUGUCAACGUUGAUGGCUCUGUACUUGAUCGAAUUGCUAAAAUUCUGUCGUAUCUUCGCCUUGGAUCAUCUGGGAAGGUUCUCAAAAAGAAAAAGAAGGAAAGAGAUGCCAAAGGGAAGAUUUUGUCUCUUGGAAAUGAAUAUGAUGAAGAGGACAAGCAGUCAAUGCCUCUUGGUGGAAUGUCUAAUGGUAUAACUGAAAAGGAAAUAUUGCCACCUCCUCCACCCAUUCCGAGGAAAAAUCAACUUGAUUUGAGGGAGAAGCAAGGCCCAACUGUUGCUAGAGUGGAAGAGGAUGACAUAUUUGUGGGGGAUGGUGUUGACUAUGAUAGUCCUGUGAAAGAUAUGAUCCCAAGCCCUCUUUCAGAGGAUAUGGAAGAGUCACCUCGGCAUAAGGAAAGAGUUCCAUAUUUUGCUGAACCUGCUUAUGGUCCAGUUCAACCCUCUGCAGCUCCUCAAGAAUGGCAAGAACUGAAUGGAUAUGAUGCCUUGCAAACGCAGGCCUUAACUGGUGGAUACCAAGGCGAGUGGCAGGACUACCAAUAUGCUGAGCAGUUGGCUUAUUCUGAGCAAUACCUUCAGGCUAACAUGCAAGGUUAUGAAGUACAAGCAGGAUCAAACAUUCCACAGGAUCCACGAUAUAUGACUCAAGAAGAGAAGGAUCGGGGAUUGGGAUCUGUGUUCAAGCGGGAUGACCAAAGGCUUCAACAAUUGAGGGAGAAGGAUGCUCGUGAGAAGGAUCCUAAUUUCAUAUCUGAGAGUUACUCUGAAUGUUAUCCAGGUUAUCAGGAGUACAACCGUGAGAUUGUAGACAGUGAUAACGAAGAUGACUUGUCAAAAAUGGAUAUGGGAGCACGAGCAAAGGGUCGUCUUCAUCGGUGGGACUUUGAAACCGAAGAGGAAUGGGCAACAUACAAUGAGCAGAAGGAAGCAAUGCCAAAAGCUGCUUUCCAGUUUGGUGUGAAGAUGCAAGAUGGAAGGAAGACACGAAAGCAGAACAAGGACCAGAAGCUCAACAAUGAGCUACACAAGAUUAACAAAAUACUUGCAAGAAAGAAGAUGGAGAAAGAUUCAGGUGGUGAAGGUGUACAUAGCCAUGAUGUACAACCCGGAAAGAAGCUUCGGAUAUCAGGUUAAAAAGCUGCGGUUCCUUUCCCAAAAAGGUCAAAGGCUACUAUUUCAAUAACCAGAUGUGACUUGUAAUUUGUAUGGAGAAGGGAGGUCAUUUGCAAAGAGUGCAACUCAUUCACCAUCCAUUCGGAGUGAUGCAAAACGAACAGUCCAUUAGUUUGGAGUGGUAGUCAUUUUAGAACUCUGAGGUGGUUGCUUUGCUGACCAUGGACAAGGUGCUUUGGUACCGUUUGUGCUUUGGCCAUAAUGAUAGUAGGGAAAAGGGAACAAUCGUCCGUCCACCAUUGAGUGGCUAAAAUUCUCUACUUUUUGGUCUGGAGUGGUGAAUCUUAACUUUUAGAAAUGUAUUAACAUUUUAACUAAAUAGAAAAAACGGGCCAGUGUACUACUUUGUUUUCCUUUUAAUCUAUGCAAAUGAAUAGAGAUCAUAACUUUCAUCAAAAUGUUAUCAAAAGAGUUGCAUUAUCUACCUUUUACUUAUUUAUUUUCUUUCUUUUUCAACUCAUUUUAACAGUGAGAGAUGAGUCAUGGGACACUUCCCUCGACGCAAUGCUAACAUUGUUUAAUCUGGAAAUUAUGUCAGACCAGAAACGAUGAAACGAUGUCCUUUAAAUCAAAUUUCAAAGGCAAUUAAUUCUUGUGUGUAAUAGGACACUUUCGGAACUUAAAUAUUCAAACAAAAAAAAAUCAUUUUCCUCAUUUAUCAUAUUUAUGCAUAUGUCAAUAGACCAAUCCGCAGGUUGAGUUACUCAUCUAAGCCCACAGAAUUCAUACAGAUAACCUUCCAUCACCACAGGCAAACUCUGAUUAAUGAGUAGUUAAAUAACCUCACUUGCCUCUAAAUUACCAUCUCCAAAACCAACAAUGCAGUUGUAAAAAACAAAAAAAAAA
Molecule: messenger RNA, 2941 nt
Organism: Durio zibethinus
Lineage: Eukaryota; Viridiplantae; Streptophyta; Magnoliopsida; Malvales; Malvaceae
Product: suppressor of mec-8 and unc-52 protein homolog 2-like
Source: RefSeq, a predicted model, not a curated record